Messenger RNA from Brachypodium distachyon (stiff brome), 1201 nucleotides. RefSeq lists its product as uncharacterized. Gene Ontology annotation, biological process: mitotic sister chromatid cohesion. Gene Ontology annotation, molecular function: N-acetyltransferase activity. The transcript has 4 exons. The coding region runs from base 68 to 946 and encodes 292 amino acids. Lineage: Eukaryota; Viridiplantae; Streptophyta; Magnoliopsida; Poales; Poaceae. Gene Ontology annotation, cellular component: NatA complex; cytoplasm. The record is from RefSeq and is a predicted model, not a curated record.
AGGGAACUAGCCACAGCCGUCCGAGUCCAAAUCCAUCGCUGGUCACACCCGCAGCAAGCCAGCAACAAUGGCCGUCCUCCGAGCAUCCCCGGUCCUACCCCAACCCAUCCCCUCCUCCUCCUCCGCCUCCCAAUCCCGGAGACCCUCCAGAGGCAGAAUCACCGCCGCAGCGCUCCCAAGAACAAGCCUGCUCCCGCUCAAGUCCAGCUGCCAUGCCGGCGCCAAGAAGACCCUUCUUCCAAGAAGAGGGCGAGAGCGGCUCCCCUGCUUACCCACGAAGGAGGAGGUCGCUGCGGUGGGCGGCGCGGAGGAGGAGGAGGAGGAGCGGCGCUACCUGGCGAGGGAGGCCUGGUGGGGAGUCCGCCGGAUGGGGCGGGUCGGCGAGGAGAUGCGGCGGGUGGCGCUCGUGCAGGCCGAGGCCUUUCACGUCCCCGUCGCGCUCUUCAACGACUUCUUCUUCGAGUUCUUCAAAGCAGAGGUGCUGUCGGCGCUCAUUUACAAACUGAGGAAUUCGCCGCCUGACAGGUAUGCCUGUUUGGUGGCAGAAGAAGCCGAUGCGACUACCCAGGCAUUGCAGGCACCAUUUGAGAAGAUAAUCGGGGUCGUGGAUUGCAUGGUGCAGGACGAAGGAGACAUCCUUGCAAACCUCCAAGGCGCCAACGAGUACUUCUAUGUAUCAGGAAUAGCAGUGCUGCCAUCGUUCAGGAGGAGGAAGGUAGGCACUGCGCUGCUCAAAGCCUGCGAAGUGUUGGCUCUACAAUGGAGGCAGAGAUUCAUGGCUCUGAGGGCAUACGAGGACGACAGCAGCGCUCGAGGACUCUACUCCAAGGCAGGGUACAGGGUGGUGUCUAGGGAUCCUGGGUGGGUCACCUGGGUGGGGAGGAGAAGGCGUGUUCUGAUGAUAAAAGACCUGCCUCUCCAUGAUCCUCAUAUAGAACAACAAUGACAUGCAUACUUCUUGAAUUAGGUGUAUAGUCCUGCUAAUUUCUUCAGUCUGGUAUAACGGAUGGUGGAUGCAUUAACCAUUGUGUAGAAUGGAUCGGUGUUGGUGAAUUGCUCUUUUGACUGAAGCAAGAUAUGCUAGAGCCUAGAGCAAGCCAUGCAUAUUUGAUUAAGAUACUGAGCAGGUGCAAUCUUUUCAGACUAUUCAUAUUCCUUGCCUGCAUGUCUAUGUGAAUUGAGUAAUUCAGAUUCCAAGAUC